AUGAAGAUCUAUAAAUCAUUUGCAUUUGAUUAAAACAUUCCCUAGGCAGAUUAUGAGAAAUAUAUAAAUCCUGACGAUCUUUUAAAUGAGAGCUACGAGGAAUUAAAGGGAGAGUUCAAACAUUACAGAACAAAAAAGGGAAGAGACAUUAUUAAGCAAGAGAUGGAAAUGAGAAAGUAAUUGCAAAUGAAAAGUAUCUUAAUUGAUUAAUUGUAGGGAAAAAAAAUUAAUCAGGGUUGGUGGUCUAACCGAAAAAACAUGAAGAACAUGAUAAUUAAAAAGACAUGCUCGGAAAUAUUGGUUUCCUGAUUCGAUAGUAAGAGAGGAAAUGCAAAUAAAUUAAAAAGGAAGUGCAGUCGCGUACAUAAUUGAAUAUAGACAUGCAGCAAACUUUGGUUAGGAUUAUACAACGAUGAAACAGAAAAUCCAGUAAAUUAUUUAUGGGGACAAUAUAGGAAGACAGAUGUGACAAAAUAGCCAAUAUUCAGCUAAGAAGACUUUGCAAAGUUGAUUUAAAGGGAAGACGAGGAUGAAUUGAUUUAAACAUAAAUAAGGACUAUGCAUAAACCCAGAGAGUUUAAAUAUUCUUCAUAAUUUAGGGGUUUUAAGUCUAGAUUUAUUGAGAAGUAAAUACCUUUGUAUAAAAAUAUGGAGUAGUCAUCUGAAAUUGAUUCAAAAAAAUAAGUGGAUAGCAAAAUAUUAACAAAAUCAAAUAAAACUAUCAAACAGUAUAAUGACUAAUGAAAAAUACUAGGUUUGGUCUUUAAUAAUCUCGAGAAUCCCCUUCAAAUGCAAUGUUUGAUGGGGAGGCUAAACGCAUCUCAAAGUCAUAUCUCUAUAAAACAUGGUUUAAAGGAGAAGAGACGUAAAACAAGAAAUACAAAAAGCCAAGGAGAACAGAAUCAUACCAUAAGGCAGCUGCAUAAAGAGAAGAAAUAAAAAGCCAAUUAAAAGAAAGAGCAUAGGUUGCAUUCAAACGGUAUGAAAGUAUGGGAAAGAGUAUUACAUUUAUUAAACCUUAAGCAUGGGAAAAAUUUGGGGUAUUUUCAUAGGAUAUUCUGGAUUUUAGAAUGUAGACUUUAAAGGAAGCUAAAAUCCAAAGAUUGUAUUUAUUUAAUUUAAUAAUAAAGAUUACUUGAGCAAUAAGAGCAUGAUCUUACUAAGGUCGAAUAGAACGAGUAAUCAAAUAAUCUAUUUUAAAAGACAGAGAGACACUGAUAUGCUAACUCGAUUGGUGAAGGUGAUCACUAAGCCUAAUUCUGAUAAUAAAGAAGAAGUCAAAACAAACUUUGAGUAUCACGAACAAAGACUAAAGGAUAUGAGAACAAGGACUAGAUAAAUUUAGAGAGCUGGAUUUUGAAUAAUUAUAUUUAUAAAUUAAUGCUAUAGAGAUAAAAACAUGAGCUUAAGG
This is a messenger RNA of Paramecium octaurelia, 1411 nucleotides long. NCBI's taxonomy places the organism in Eukaryota, Ciliophora, Oligohymenophorea, Peniculida, Parameciidae. The record is from the annotation of a GenBank genome assembly.